Molecule: messenger RNA, 2049 nt
Organism: Propithecus coquereli (Coquerel's sifaka)
Lineage: Eukaryota; Metazoa; Chordata; Mammalia; Primates; Indriidae
Product: zinc finger protein 420
Exons: 2
Coding region: 1-2049 (682 amino acids)
Biological process (GO): regulation of transcription by RNA polymerase II
Molecular function (GO): RNA polymerase II cis-regulatory region sequence-specific DNA binding; DNA-binding transcription factor activity, RNA polymerase II-specific
Source: RefSeq, a predicted model, not a curated record
AUGUUCAGGGAUGUUGCUAUUGACUUCUCUCAGGAAGAGUGGGAGUGCCUGGACUCUGUUCAAAGGGAUUUAUAUAGAGAUGUGAUGUUGGAGAACUACAGCAACUUGGUGUCACUAGACUUUCCUUUAUGUUGUGCAAGUAAGGACUUAUCUCCAAAAAAGGAUCCUUAUGAAACAGAAUUAUCCCAAUGGGAAAUGAGUGAAAGACUUGAAAACUGUAAUCUUGAAGAGUCCAAUUUCAGAGAUUAUUUGGAUAUUAAAGGCAAGGUGCAGAAGCAACAAGAAAAUCAGAAGGAGUAUUUAAGGCAAGGGAUGAUCACAUAUGACACAAUGUCCAUAUUCAACCAACAUACUUAUUUACCUCAAAAUCCAAGAUGUCAUUCUACUGAGAAACCCUAUAAAUGUAAGGAAUGUGGGAAAGCCUUCAGACGAGCCUCACACCUAACUCAACAUCAGAGUAUUCAUACUGGUGAAAAACCCUAUGAAUGUAAGCAAUGUGGGAAGGCCUUUAGUCGUGAUUCACAACUCAGUCUUCAUCAGAGACUUCAUACUGGUGAGAAACCCUAUGCAUGCAAGGAAUGUGGGAGGGCCUUUACUCAGAGUUCACAACUUAUUUUACAUCAUAGAAUUCAUACUGGUGAAAAACCAUAUAAAUGUGAAGAAUGUGGGAAAGCCUUUAUUCGUAGCUCACAACUGACCCGACAUCAAAAAGUCCAUACUGGUGAGAAACCUUAUGAAUGUAAAGAAUGUGGAAAGGCCUUUACUCAGAACUCACAGCUUACUUUGCACCAGAGACUUCACACUGGUGAGAAGCUCUAUGAAUGUAAAGAAUGUAGAAAGGUCUUUACACAGCUUUCACAACUUGUUCUCCACAAGAGAAUUCAUACCGGUGAGAAACCCUAUGAAUGUAAGGAGUGUGGUAAAGCUUUUAUUUGUGGCUCACAGCUUUCUCAACAUCAGAAAAUUCAUAAUGGGGAAAAACCAUAUGAAUGUAAAGAAUGUGGAAAGGCCUUUAUUCGGGGCUCCCUACUUAUGCAACAUCAAAGGAUUCAUACUGGUGAAAAACCCUAUAAAUGUGAAGAAUGUGGGAAGGCUUUUAUCCGUGGUUCACAACUUACUCAACACCAGAGAAUUCAUACUAAUGAAAAGCCCUAUGAAUGUAAAGAAUGUGGAAAGACAUUUAGUCAUGGUUCACAACUUACUCAACAUCAGAGAAUUCAUACUGGUGAGAAACCCUAUCAAUGUAAGGAAUGUGGAAAGGCCUUUAAUCGUGGCUCACUCCUUACUCGACAUCAGAGGAUUCAUACCGGUGAGAAACCGUACGAAUGUAAAGAAUGUGGAAAAACUUUUAGUCGUGGCUCAGAACUUACUCAACAUGAGAGAAUUCACACUGGGGAGAAACCCUAUGAAUGUAAGGAAUGUGGGAAAUCUUUUAUUCGUGGCUCACAGCUUACUCAACAUCAAAGAAUUCAUACUGGUGAGAAGCCUUAUGAAUGUAAAGAAUGUAGAAUGGCCUUUACUCAGAGUUCACAUCUUUCUCAACAUCAGAGACUUCACACUGGUGAGAAGCCUUAUGUAUGUAAUGAAUGUGGGAAGGCCUUUGCUCGCGGUUUACUACUUAUACAACAUCAGAGAAUUCAUACUGGUGAGAAACCAUUUCAGUGUAAGGACUGUGGAAAGGCCUUUAUUCGUGGUUCACAACUGACACAACAUCAACGAAUUCACACCGGAGAAAAACCCUAUGAAUGCAAAGAGUGUGGAAAGGCCUUUAGUCAUGGUUCUCAACUUACUCUACAUCAGAGAAUCCAUACUGGUGAGAAGCCUUAUGAAUGCAAACACUGUAGGAAAGCCUUUACUCAGAGCUCACAUCUUUCUCGACAUGAGAGAAUUCACACUGGUGAAAAACCGUAUCAGUGUAAGGAAUGUGGGAAGGCCUUUACUCGUGGUGCACAACUAACUCAACAUCAGAGAAUUCAUAUCAGUGAGAAACCAUUUGAAUAUAAGGAAUGUGGGGUAGACUUUAGUCAUGGCUCACAAGUUUAUACGUGA